GGCAUCAGGCAGUUGACCUAGUACUGCUGCACGUAUGCACUUCAGGAUGUAUAAACAACUCCCGAAUCCAGAUAUCACUCUCCUAGCUCGAUAUCAAACCUGGUUGGUUUCCUAACACGCUUCGCCUUCUCUCACUCGAAUCUGAAGUGAUCCGGUAUUCGGGCAAUUAAGUAUAAGCCUCGCCAUCGCACUGUCACAUUCAUCUCUGAUCACCGCCACUGAAAAGCCGAGAAGACUCCAUGACCAAGGCCAAGAUUUCGCUGGUGCUCAGGCUGCUGGCCCUGGGCUCGACGGCCGCGGCCAUCGCCAUCAUGGUCACCAGCCAUGAGACCGCCAAGGUUCUCAACCUGAGCUUUGAAGCCAAAUACCACAAUACACCAGCAUUCGUGUACUUUGUGGUUGCGGAGGCCAUUGCUGGCGGGUACAGCUUGGUCUCUCUGUUACUAUCUUGUAAGACUUUGGUCGGGCGAUUUGUGAUGAUGACGGAUGUGGUCAUUGCAAUGCUCCUGAGCUCCAGCAUUUCAGCUGCAGUGGCAAUAGGCCAGGUGGGCAAGAACGGGAACGGCCAUGCCGGUUGGUUACCAAUUUGUGGGCAAGUCCCCAAGUUCUGCGACCAGGUCACCGGCGCUCUCAUCGCCGGCUUCGUCGCUGCGGCGAUUUACCUGGUCCUCCUCUUAUGCUCCCUCCACUCUCUCUUCGCCCUCAAACCCUAGGCUCUUGUAAUAUCGGCUACUAGCAAGUGAAUUUUUGAGUUACAUAUACGCAUACUUCUCUUUCAAUGCUACGUUGUGGGGCAUGUAACAUACACAA
This is a messenger RNA of Syzygium oleosum, 810 nucleotides long. Its product is annotated as CASP-like protein 1C2. Bases 240 to 713 code for a protein of 157 amino acids. The record is from RefSeq and is a predicted model, not a curated record. The transcript has 3 exons. NCBI's taxonomy places the organism in Eukaryota, Viridiplantae, Streptophyta, Magnoliopsida, Myrtales, Myrtaceae.